UUGAUCCACUUCAAAUGUUGACUACUAUAUCUUGCAAAUAACAUAUGAACUAAAAAAGGGGGGAAAGACAACAAAGUCAAUGAAGAAAAGAAAAGUAAAGUAAAGAAAAGAAACAUCUGGAAAAGGCAGUUUACCUGAAUUCACCCUAUAAUUUAAGUAUACCUCUUUUUAGUCUAAAAGAAGUAUACAAAUAGCACAGCUGAAUAAACUUUGUUUUUGUAAGGGUUGUUUUGUUUUAUAAUUCUUUGCUUACAUUUUGUGAAGCUGUUUACUGGUAGGUUCUGGCAACUUAUUUCUAAUAGCAAAAGUUGGCAUGUGCUAGUUGAAAAUGUUACAAUGUUUGCACGAGACAGACAGACAGACAGACAGCAGCGCUCACGUGGUCUCCGUCUGGCACGUGCCGCUCAGUAAACUACACGAUCACAAACAGGAGCACGUGUGUGACCCUAGUGACCUUGCGACGACCUCGGUCAAGCGUGGGCAAGGGGUUCAUCGCCCCAGACAGACCACAUUCCUGUCUGGAGUCUGCUGUUUAAAUAGCUCGGGAUGAAGACGGGUGACACACACCUGCCUCAAACCAGACAUGAUGCAGUCCUCCUCUCUGCCCGAGCGCGAGAAGAGCAUCCCCGCAGCUGACGGCUGUUUCCUGAUGCGGCGGGACUACAUGCACCUCCGCAGGACCCUGACGCAGCUGCUGGAGCAUCGCGACGGAGAGCAAGCCGCGGAGAGUUUCGUGAGAGCCGGCUCCAGCAGCAGCGUCUCCAGCACCUCCGGCUCCUCCAGCCGAGACCUGCGUACCCCGCGGGACUCCUGCGGAUUCUGCCGACAAAACGGAGAGACCCCGGUGGUGUACAUGAGUCACAGACUGAAAGCCCGAGACGGACGGAUCCUCUGCCCGAUCCUGAGGAGCUACGUGUGUCCGUUCUGCUCCGCCACCGGAGACUGGGCGCACACCCGCCACUACUGUCCGCGGAGAAACACACCGGAGACCGGCGACGCGUGAAUCCGCGGACUCCGUCAGGACUGUACGUCUGGGUUCGACGCUUGUUGGGAAAAUGUGUUCGAAAAGUUGUUUAUAUGUUAAUGGUUGAAACGUGUUUUUUAUGGUUCAUUUCAAAAUAAAAAUAUUUUUCUAAUGCAUCAAAAA
Cyprinus carpio (common carp) is the source of this 1147-nucleotide messenger RNA. Its product is annotated as nanos homolog 1-like. Lineage: Eukaryota; Metazoa; Chordata; Actinopteri; Cypriniformes; Cyprinidae. The transcript has 2 exons. Gene Ontology annotation, biological process: negative regulation of translation; oogenesis. Gene Ontology annotation, molecular function: mRNA binding; zinc ion binding. Gene Ontology annotation, cellular component: perinuclear region of cytoplasm. Bases 584 to 1003 code for a protein of 139 amino acids. The record is from RefSeq and is a predicted model, not a curated record.